Molecule: messenger RNA, 2877 nt
Organism: Sparassis crispa
Lineage: Eukaryota; Fungi; Basidiomycota; Agaricomycetes; Polyporales; Sparassidaceae
Exons: 5
Coding region: 1-2877 (958 amino acids)
Biological process (GO): cytoskeleton organization
Cellular component (GO): cytoplasmic side of plasma membrane; mitotic actomyosin contractile ring, proximal layer; cytoplasm
Molecular function (GO): phospholipid binding; protein binding
Source: RefSeq, a predicted model, not a curated record
AUGUCUGCUCGACGACAAGCGUCGACCACGUCGCUCUCGAAGUAUGCAAGGGCCAGUUCUCCCGACCUUUCCAAUCGUUCUCUUGACUUCUGCAAUGCCUUCUGGGGUAUUGCCGAUGGUGGUGUCGAUGUCCUCUUCGCUCGUAUGCGGGGUGCUGCGAGGACCAUGGAUGAGCUCAGAAAUUUUUGGAAAGAGAGAGCCAUUAUUGAAGAUCAAUAUGCGAAGCGGAUGGCGAGUCUAGCGAAGACCACGUUGGGCAGAGACGAAAUCGGAGAGUUACGGUCUUCUCUGGACACGUUACGUCAGGAAACUGAGAAACAAGCCGGUUUCCAUCUCUCGCUCGCCCAGCAGAUCAGAACGGACUUGGAGGGACAGGCUACUGCAUUCCUUAACAAGCAGCAGCACCACAAAAAGACAUUCCAAACCGCAAUGGAGAAAGAGUUCAAAACAAAGCAGACGCAAGAGGCGUAUGUAAACAAGGCUCGGGAGAAAUACGAGGCCGAUUGUGUACGAAUUAAUUCGUACACAGCUCAGAGCACACUCAUGCAAGGCAAGGAUCUUGAUAGGAUACACACGAAACUGGAGCGCGCGCAGCAGACAGUGCAGGCAAACGAGCGCGAUUUCGCAAACUUUGCUCGCGCGCUACAGGACACGGUGCAGAGGUGGGAAUUGGAUUGGAAGACGUUCUGCGAUAGCUGCCAGGAUCUAGAGGAAGAGCGUAUGGAGUUCAUAAAGGACAAUAUGUGGGCGUAUGCGAAUGCAAUAUCAACCAUCUGUGUCAGUGAUGACGAGUCAUGCGAGAAGUUGCGGAUCUCACUUGAACAACUUGAGCCAGAAAGAGACAUGGAAAACUUUGUUCGUGAUUACGGGACAGGCAGCGCGAUACCGGACCCUCCCGCUUUCGUCAAUUAUGCAAACCCUGACGCUAUUCCCUCUCAACGGCCGGUCACGCGACCCGCGAAUUUCAGCCGUGUAUCGAACCGUGCAAGGACACAGGCUUCACCCCCUCCCCCACCAGAAGAAGAAUUCGAACCGACCACGAACAUCGGUGGCGUAGGUAUGGGGGGAGGCCGCAAGGUGGAGGCAGAAGCCGACCUUGGAUUGAGUCGGUCUAUGUCACGGAGUCGUACUAGUGCACGGGCGGCUCAGGAGCAGCCACAGAUGAACGGACAACCUUCCUCGCCUUCCAUUACCUCUCGCUCACAACAGCCUUCUGCAAUGGGAACGCGUCCCGCCGACCCGCAGGCCGACCCGAUCGAUCCAACUCAUAAGACGAUGCUCAAGGUAGGAGACAAUGCCUACGAGGUCGACCUUUCCCGCGAUCCACAGGCGAGGCCUGGUCCUCCGACGCUGAACGGAACUGGUUCCGUGGUCAAUACUGUGAAAGUGGGGCAGGAUGGCGACCCGCUUGCCCAACAGAUGGCCAAUCUGAGGAAUGCAGCUUCUGCUGGAGGGGGGAGCGUGAGACGCAGUGGGCAAUGGAAUUCUCAAGCCCAGCAAGCCCCCGUUCCUGCGUCUCCUGUAAAGCGGGAUCCAUCGGCAAAGUUGUCUCCUCCACCUGGUGGAUCUGGCGGUGGUGGUCCCCCAAAUCGGGACUACCGUAAUUCAGCCGAAAUUAUUGUUGGGGCGUAUCCGUUACAACUCUCUAAUUCCCGACCUGCGUCGCCUAACCCGCCCACUGCAUCCUUCAUUGCUCCUCCCUCACAAAACAAUGCUGGUCCGUCGGCGAAUAUGCCCGUUCAAGAAGUCCUUGCUAAUUAUGGACAGUCGUUCCCUGGGGAGCGUAAAUCCGUUAGCAGACCAACGAGCAGAGCUGGUAGCAUCGCUGGAAGUAUUCAAAAUCAACAUCCACAUGAACGCCCGCUCAGCGUUGAAGGCCACGCAGGCAUAGGUGCGCAGGGACGCAGUACGAGCCCACAGCCGUUUGUUCCUCCACCUCACAGCGCUAGCCCUGCUCCCCCUGCCGUAGCAGCCAGUAACCUUUCCCACCGGAAUAGCUACAGGGUACCACCACCUACUGUCAACGGCAAUGCGCAGGGACACGGGGGACCGGGAAGCAUUCGCCAGGGAUCCAUAUCUGUUCCCCAGCCUACUGCACAGCAACAGCGACCAACGAGCCCGAACAGUGUUGGCAUCGUCCUCGACCAGAACGGCCGCGUAGCGAUGGAUGAAAUGGCUGACGUGUAUGCGCAGCAGCAAAAUUCAUAUCGCGGUCCCCAAGUGCAGACCCACCAGCAAUCCAUACAGCGGCGGCCGAGCUACAGUCAGGGUCCGAACGUCGUUCCCCCUCAUAUGAUGCCACCUCAUACCCAGCCACCUACGCAGUAUGCGCCAUCUGCCCCGGCCCCUGUAUAUGGCAUGCAGUACGGAAUACCACCACAGCAGGCUGUGCCUCCGUCAGCCGCGUACGCACCACCUGCCACGCAUUACAUUCCUCAGCAACAAUCCCACCCUCCGCCACAGCCACAGCAGCAACCAGUUUAUCAGCCCCAGCCGCACGAGUAUGCCCGCCAGAGCGGGGUUGUACAGAGCUUGCAAAGAGGAGCUUCGAUGAAUGGAUACUACCCACAGCAGGGUAGUUUGGUUCAGCCCCAACAGCCACAACAACAGCAGGUCUACCGCGCGCCGAGCCCAAUGAGACAAGCGUCCCCUCCGACAAGACAGUAUACGGAAGAUGGUCGGGGUGUGUUGUUUUACGUGAAAGCCCUGUAUGACUACCAGGCUACGAUUGAUGAGGAAUUUGACUUUCAGGCUGGGGACAUUAUCGCCGUUACUGCGACACCCGAAGACGGAUGGUGGAGCGGGGAACUGUUAGACGAGGCUCGAAGACAACCCGGCCGACAUGUCUUCCCGAGCAACUUUGUAUGUCUCUUCUGA